CAUAUGGAUGCUCUUUCGUACCUGGUUCUAAAAGAUUGUAAGUCGGAGAAGCCGUAUAAGCUAAUGAAUCCUUACUUUACGCAUCAAGUCUUGAGUAAGGAUGAUAAGGAUGAGGACGUUUGGUUUGCUGAUAGGUGUCUACCAAGUGUUGACUGGAGAGGGUUGGAAAAAGUGUUCAUACCGAUAAAUGUUGUAGGUAUGCAUUGGGUUUUAGCGGAAAUUGACCUUCAAUCAAAAGUGGUGCGUGUGUAUGACUCAAUGAAAACAAGUAGGUCAAGGUUGCAUGCCUCAAAGUUAUGCGUGAGACUUCCGCUCCUCUUCCGAGUCAUACAAGUCCACCCAGAUGUGCGUGAGGCAAAGCAAUGGAAUGCUGAGGCAGUGGCAGAUGUACCGCAACAGGAGGGAGGAACUGUUUGUGGACUCAUGGUAAUUUCUUAUACGGAGGCACUGAUGUUGGGACUACCCUUGAGCCCACAUUGCGAGUAUGCGAACGUGGCCAGAAAGAGAUGGCACUUUGCCCUGCGACUUUGGAAUUUGAGGA
Cuscuta epithymum is the source of this 541-nucleotide messenger RNA. The record is from the annotation of a GenBank genome assembly. Lineage: Eukaryota; Viridiplantae; Streptophyta; Magnoliopsida; Solanales; Convolvulaceae.